Molecule: messenger RNA, 913 nt
Organism: Camelina sativa (false flax)
Lineage: Eukaryota; Viridiplantae; Streptophyta; Magnoliopsida; Brassicales; Brassicaceae
Product: ras-related protein RABA4d-like
Molecular function (GO): GTP binding; GTPase activity
Source: RefSeq, a predicted model, not a curated record
CCCCGCAUCGGCCGUUAAUCCUCUCUUUUGCUUUCUCUGAAUAAUUUUUUUUCUCACCAUUCAUUGUGAUCUGAGUGUCUUGUACCGUUCAUGGUCGAAUCCGGGACCCGUCGCGUUUUGAUCUGUGUUUGAGAGGAGCCUUUUCGUGUUUCGUGAAUUCUUGAAAUUUUUUCUGAUUGUCACCGUUUUCUUGUUGUUGUUUUUUUGUUAAUCUAUACUAGUAUUUAAAUAAGAGGGAAUAGAUAUGUCUAAUUUGUAUGGAGAUUAUAACCAAAAGAUCGAUUACGUAUUCAAAGUGGUGUUGAUCGGUGAUUCCGCGGUUGGCAAAACUCAGCUGCUUGCUAGGUUUGCUAGGAAUGAGUUUAGCGUCGAUUCUAAAGCCACCAUCGGUGUUGAAUUCCAGACUAAAACGCUCGUCACUGAUAACAAAACCGUCAAAGCUCAGAUUUGGGAUACCGCUGGCCAAGAAAGAUAUCGGGCGGUGACAAGCGCAUACUACCGAGGAGCAGUUGGAGCAAUGUUGGUCUAUGACAUGACAAAACGUCAAUCAUUCGAUCACAUGGCGAAAUGGCUGGAAGAAUUAAGAGGACAUGCGGACAAGAACAUAGUGAUAAUGCUAAUCGGAAACAAAUGCGAUCUCGGGAGCUUAAGAGCAGUGCCAACGGAAGACGCACAAGAGUUUGCACAAAGAGAAAACUUGUUCUUCAUGGAAACCUCAGCUCUGGAAGCUACAAAUGUCGAAACAGCAUUUUUGACAAUCUUGACAGAGAUAUACCGUAUAAUAAGCAAGAAAUCACUAACGGCUGAUGAUGAUGACGCCGAUGGUAAUUCAAGUCUCUUGAAAGGAACUAGAAUCAUCAUCCCUAGUGAGCAGGAGAGUGGGAAAAGAGGUGGAUGUUGCGGCAAAUUGUAA